Aspergillus puulaauensis is the source of this 2400-nucleotide messenger RNA. RefSeq names its product Zn(II)2Cys6 transcription factor. The record is from RefSeq and is a predicted model, not a curated record. Lineage: Eukaryota; Fungi; Ascomycota; Eurotiomycetes; Eurotiales; Aspergillaceae. Gene Ontology annotation, biological process: regulation of DNA-templated transcription; DNA-templated transcription. Gene Ontology annotation, molecular function: DNA binding; DNA-binding transcription factor activity, RNA polymerase II-specific; zinc ion binding. The coding region runs from base 1 to 2400 and encodes 799 amino acids. The transcript has 5 exons.
AUGCAACAUCGCUGGCAGCUGUCCAUGUCGACCUACACCAAACGAGCCUCCAAGGCCUGUGCCUGGUGCCACGCCCGCAAGGUGCGCUGCGACGCCACCACGCUGGGCCGUCCCUGCACGCGCUGUCGCCAGGAUGACCGCAAUUGCGUGAUGCGAAAGAAAAUACAGACCAACCCGACACGCCGACGCGCCCUGCCAGAGCCAGAGGUGGACUCGAUGCCUGUCGCUGUUGGCCACGACAAUGCGCCUGCAGCCACUUCCAGUCCCCAGAACCACGUUCUUUUCUCUUCAUACCCAUUCCUAGAGCUAGACGGCUUUUCGUCGCUGACCCGGGAAGAUGUCGCAUUCUUGAACUCCAAGGGCUGCCUGCAAGUCCCUGCUCCUGUCUAUCUGGAGGAGUUUGUGCGACAGUACUUCCUGCACAUCCAGCCCUGCACGCCGAUAAUCGAUGAAUCGGUAUUCUGGGAUCUCUAUCGCAGUAAAACCAGCGAUCCAUCUGCUGCUAAACUGCCGCUCCUCCUUUUCCAGACAAUCUUGUUUGCAAGCUCUCCUUAUAUUUCGGUUGAGACCGCGCAGCUCUGUGGAUUCGACGACAAGAGGAAUGCGUGGAAUACUCUAUAUCAAAGAGCAAAGUUUCUAUAUCAUUUCCAGAGCGGCGAGGGAGCGCUCGUCCGGGCGCAGGCUGCGCUCCUGUUGACCUUCCAUACCUCUGCGAACCAGCCACAGGCUGCGACUCUCUGGCUCACGCACGCCGUUCACGCAGCAUGCGAAGCGAGUUUUGAUAGCGAGUGCGACGACGAUGACCACGAGACAGUGGAGGCAACCCGCAGUCGGCUGUGGUGGUCAAUCCUCAUCCGGGACAGAAGUCUUUCCCUGGGCCUUCGUCGCCAGCCGCAAGUCUCGUCUUUUGAAUUAAGAAUGCUGAAAGAUCUGCCGAGGGAGGAAUGGUUCGAAGACGAGGUUAACGGUUCUCAUGUAUACGACCCAGGCACCAAACGAAUGCUCUUCGUCGUCUUCCGAAGCCAGUGCCAGCUGGCGCUUCUGCUCACAGAGAUGGUGUCGAUCGUCUUUGGCACCCAUGGCCUUUCUCUGCCCUUUUUAUCUCGCGAGGGAUUUCAGAAUACACUCGGCAUUCUGAACAGGAUCAGGACGUCGUUGCAGCUGUGGAAGCAAGAGUCGCCGCUGUCGCAUACUCGGCACUCUACUGCCCACAGUGCUGUCAUCAAGUUCACCCAGUUGACAAUGAUGUACUAUCAAACAGCUCGGAUGGAGCUUGCUCAUUACGAAGCGCUGUUGAUCGAACGGCACCGGGACUACGUCGGCGGUGAUUAUACGAAGCACCUUUUAUACACUGGAAAUAUGCUUCACGAUGCGACAACUCGACUAGUCGCGCUGCUCGAGUAUUUUAGUAAUAAGGGCAAGGUUCAGAUCCUGCCUCUCACAAUCGUCGGAUACAUGUCGAUGCCACUCAUUCUCAGCGCAAUCAACUUCAAGCUGUCGUCGACAGAUAAAGAGCAGCGAUCUCGCCGUCUGCCCCUGGAGUGUCUUUGGGAGUUGAUGUCACAUUCACGCCGAGUGUACGACGUGACUGAUUUCAUCAGCACCCAAACCGACGACAUUCUGCGUCUGGCAUACCUAACAUCGCAACAAGUCUUCCUCGACGAAAGCCCUGAGAGGUCUUCGAGUGCGAGUGACUUCCGAACACAAACGCCAGGCGACUGCGCAAGAAAUGAUAUGCAACUAGGAAAGGGCCGGGUCAAGAACUGGCACGACGCCUUCCUGCGACAUACGCGAGCAUACCUCUUGAUAGCCACCACCGUCGACUAUUUCAUGUCUGUUGGCCGACUACCAUCCAACAAUGCUUUGCCGGAGUUGGUCUGCAUCAUCCCUCCACUGGGAAAGGUUCGACUGCCCUGGUUGUCACAGGCGCGCGCCUCUCGCAUCAAGGCCAGGCCGAGACAGAUUCCCGCUGCAAGAGAGGAAGAGAGCGAGGAAUCAUUGAGUCCUGAGGCUGUAACAACAUCGACUGUCGCCAUACCAAGUACUGAAACUGUAAGCAAUCCGGCCAUACAUACAGCUCACGAGUCCAUUACGCAUUUGGGCCUCUGCGACGACGAUGCCAGCGACAGUUCAAGUUACGACUACGACCAGAGCUCACUCUCGCAAGUCAACCUGGAUUAUCUGGAUUUGAAUAUUCCAGUGAAUCAAUCCCCUCUAGUAGAACAGGGCGAUACGCUGGGAUGGGAUCACUCUCCGCAGUCGAGUUCGACUGUGCCGAUGGAACGUCCCCUGGCGACAUCAGAUCUCUGGCAUAUGACGGACAUGAAUGCGUCCUAUGAUACUUAUCUUCACGGAUUGGUGGAGGACUGCCUUGGAUCUACCACGUUUAUGUGUUCAUGA